Messenger RNA from Nicotiana attenuata, 651 nucleotides. RefSeq lists its product as uncharacterized. The transcript has a single exon. NCBI's taxonomy places the organism in Eukaryota, Viridiplantae, Streptophyta, Magnoliopsida, Solanales, Solanaceae. The record is from RefSeq and is a predicted model, not a curated record. The coding region runs from base 1 to 651 and encodes 216 amino acids.
AUGGACAUGUCCAUUUUUACAUACUACAUCAAGGGACAAAGUAUGCUGGAAAUGAAUAUCCCUCAACAGGCAAGUUGGAUGGUGAGGAAAAUCAUGGAGGCUAGGAAGAUAAUGCAACAAAUGCCAGAAGUAAAGCAAAGACAAAGUGUAGUUAAACAGAUUUACCUAGGCCUACUGGGAAGUCACAACAAAGUGGAAUGGAGAUCUUUGAUGUUUCAUAAUCAAGCUAGACCUAAAGCAGUAUUCACAAUAUGGAUCCAAUGCCACGGAAGACUGUUAACAGCAGAUAGAUUAAUUAAAUGGGGAAUCCAAGUAAGUCCACGAUGCAGUUUAUGUUGUAGUGCAGAUGAAUCACAUCUGCAUCUGUUUGGUAAAUGCAGCUUCUCUAGAAGAGUAUGGUGGAGAUUACUGAGAUGGCUACAAAUAUGGGAUGCUCCAGUGAACUCUUGGUCACAGGUGGUUACAUGGUUGAUUUUACAAUCCAAAGGAAAGUGGUGCAAAGCAAGAAUAUUGAAGAUGAUAGAGAGGAACAACAGAAUUUUUGAAGAACAAUCAAGGAAUGAAGAACAAAUAGCUAGAGAAGUGGAAUGCAUAUGCAACAUUAGAGCGCAAGGGACAACGAGAACAAAGAUGCAGCAGCUUCAAUUCUAA